This is a messenger RNA of Xyrauchen texanus (razorback sucker), 4325 nucleotides long. RefSeq names its product sortilin 1a (gene sort1a). Gene Ontology annotation, cellular component: membrane; Golgi apparatus. Gene Ontology annotation, biological process: vesicle organization; Golgi to endosome transport; endocytosis. The transcript has 20 exons. Bases 144 to 2588 code for a protein of 814 amino acids. The record is from RefSeq and is a predicted model, not a curated record. NCBI's taxonomy places the organism in Eukaryota, Metazoa, Chordata, Actinopteri, Cypriniformes, Catostomidae. Gene Ontology annotation, molecular function: protein binding.
CAAUCAUUUAGUUGAGCAGUGCGCAUUACAGCGGCUUGUCCACAGACAUGCGUCAGAGCGUAAACACUGAAUGUUCGGUACCAAUAAACCUCCUAUUUAUGGAUAUUUAGAGAGAGGAAUUGUAUGCACAUUAAACGGAAACCAUGAGCACCGUAUUCUGCUGUGUUUUGGUUGCAUUAUUCUCAAUGGCUGUUUGCAUGGACUUUGAGGAGAGACCCAGCUCCAGGAGGAGUGAACAAAACAUGUUUCUAAAGAGACACAAAAUACGAAAUCUGCUCAGUUUGAGAGAUUUACACCAGCCGGAACAUGUAAAGAUGAAAAGGAGUGAAGAAUCCGCACAAAAUCAGUGUGAAUCGUUGCACGGCUAUGAAUCUACAUUGAGAAAUAAUACUAACACGUAUAACUUCAAUGACCUGAGUGGUUCAGUAUCUCUGGCCUGGGUUGGAGAUGGCACAGGGGUAUUGCUGGUGUUGACCACUUUCCAGGUUCCUCUUUUUAUCAUGCGGUUCGGUCAGUCCAGACUCUACAGAAGUGAAGACUAUGGAAAGACUUUUCAGGACAUCACUGACCUCAUUAACAACACCCUCAUACAGACCGAGUUCGGCAUUGCAAUUGGUCCUGAAAAUUCAGGCAAGGUGAUCCUAACAGGUGAUCUAUCCGAGGGAAGAGUCACUCAAAUUUUCCAUUCGGUUGAUUUUGGGAAUAGCUUCGUAACCUCUGAGCUUCCCUUCCAUCCCUUAAUGCAGAUCACCUACAACCCCAGAGACAGCAACAUACUCAUGGUCUACAGCAUCAGUUAUGACGUUUGGCUGUCUGAAGACUUUGGAGCCAACUGGAGGAAGAUCCAUGAGACAGUAUGUCUUGUGAAAUGGGGAAUUGAUGACACCAUUUUCUUAACAACAAACCCCAAUGGAUCCUGCAGUGACCGGGGAAUGCUAGAACUGAGAAAGUCUUUAGACUAUGGCAGAACAUUUAAGACUAUCGGAAGCAAGAUCUAUUCUUUUGGGAUUGGUGGACGCUUUGUUUUUGCUUCUGUCAUGACAGAAUUGGGCUCCACACGCAUGAUUCAUGUGUCGGUAGAUCAGGGUGAGACGUGGAACAUGGCUCAGCUCCCCACUGUUGGCCAUGAACAGUUCUACUCUAUUCUGGCUGCCAACGAUGAUAUGGUCUUCAUGCACGUAGAUGAACCUGGAGACUCAGGUAUUGGUACCAUCUAUGUGUCUGAUGACCGGGGCACAGUGUUUUCCACGUCCCUGGGACGUCAUUUGUAUACUACGACGGGUGGAGACACUGACUUUACCAACAUCACCUCUCUGAGAGGGGUCUAUAUGACCAGUGUGCUCGCAGUGGAUGGCUCUGUGCAGACAAUGAUCACAUUUAAUCAAGGGGGAGAGUGGCGACCCCUGCAGAAGCCCUGGAAUGGAGUAUGUGACUCCACAACCGAGCACCCAGACAAGUGUAGUCUGCAUAUUCACGCCUCCUACAGUAUUUCUAUGAAACUGAAUGUGCCUAUGCAGCCCCUAACAGAGCCCAAUGCUGUGGGACUCAUCCUGGCCCAUGGGAGUGUUGGUGGAGCCGUUUCUGUGCUUUCUCCAGACGUGUACGUGUCAGACGACGGGGGUUACACAUGGUUUCAGGCUCUGAAAGGCCCACACCACUAUGCCAUACUGGAUUCAGGGGGUCUGCUGGUAGCUGUGGAGCACAACCCAUCACACCCCAUCUCACAGAUCAAAUUUUCCACUGAUGAAGGUCAAUGUUGGCAUGUGUUUAAUUUCACUGAUGACCCAAUAUAUUUCACUGGAUUGGCAUCAGAACCUGGUGCCCGUUCAAUGAACGUCAGUCUGUGGGGCUACAGGGAGACCGUCCUUAAUCAGUACUGGGUUUCUGUCACUAUAGACUUCAGGCAGUUGCUCUCCAGAGACUGUCGGGAAAGUGACUACAUCCAGUGGCUCGCCCACUCCAGCGAUAUUAGUGACCCCACUGACGGGUGCAUGCUGGGAUACAAGGAGAGGUUUCUACGGUUACGAAAAGACUCAGUCUGCUGGAAAGGUCGAGAUUACGCGGUCAUGAAGGAGCCCACCACGUGCCCCUGCACCCUCGCUGAUUUUCAAUGUGACUUUGGGUUCUACCAUGAAGAAAACAGCUCUGUGUGUGUGGAGCAGCCUGAUCUUAUUGGCCAUUCACUGGAGUUCUGCCUGCAUGGACACAAAGAGCAACUUCAAACUAGCGGUUAUCGGAAGAUUCCAGGAGAUCAUUGUAAUGGAGGAAUGACUCCAGAAAGAAAAGAGAUUGAUCUGAGUAAGAAGUGUGUUAGUAACUUACUGAGUCCGGAGCUACUGACAGAGUCCCCCUCAGUGAACUCAGGUCCUAUUAUAGCUGUGGUAAUCACGAUUCUGUUGAUCAGUGCUAUCGCUGGGGUUCUCUUCAUCAAAAAAUAUGUCUGUGGAGGAAGGUUCCUUGUACACAGGUACUCAGUAUUACAACAGCACGUUGAAGCUAACAGUAUUGAUGGUGUGGAUGACCUGGAUACACUGGAGGUUGGCAAGAUGGAUUACCAUGAUGAUUCAGAUGAGGACCUCCUAGAGUGACAUCAAAAUGAUGGACUAUAUCCAAUUCCAUUUGAGUAAAACCAUAAUGCCUAGCCUUUCCAUGCCCUCUAUGUGUGUGUGUGUGUGUGUAUCUGUGUUCCAAUGCCUACCAGAUAAUAACACACAUUCUGACUGUAGUGUGUCUUCCCAGUUCAUUGGAUUCUGACUAGUUGGGACAAAUCUUUUAAUUCAGCCCAACAAGACUUUCCAGAAGGACAAGAACAGAGAAAGUUUUUCCUUAAGAGUUUUCUGAUCAACUGCGGAAUUAACUACUUCAUACCCGUUUAUCUGUCAUUAUUUCCUGAUUUAUUUUCUUUUUUUUUCUUUUUUCAUUUCAGAAUAUGACAUAGUAUUUUGGAUGCAUAAAGGAUUUAUGUGAAUUUCAAUUGAGAGUUGCAAUAUAUUGUGAGUUUAUGUGAAAUGACAUGGACACCUUGAAGUCCGGUGGCUUUCAGCAUAUUGUAUAACAAACUAAUACUCUAUAUUGCCACUGAUAUUUGAGCAAUAUAUAAUGAGAAAGAGAUACAGUAAGGUUUGAAACAUAGUUAAAACUGACAUAAGUGCUUAUUGUUGCAUUGCUGGAUGCCCUGCAUCAGGUAUUAACUCCACCAAAGGAUUGUCCUGCUUUAUAUGUUUGCAUAUUUAGAAACUGGUUUGAAGUCUCCCUGAGAUAUUUCAGAAAGUCUGUUUUUUGUUUUGUUUCUCACACACAUUUGUGAGCAAAUCAAAACAGGAUUAAUGUGAAGUGUUUAAAGUUAAACGUUCAAGUGACAUCAUUUUCUCAAAAGCUAAAAGCCAAGCUUAAUGUUUGACUGUUACAGGGAUAUUCAUUACAGAAGUACAUUGCAACUUGUUUCUUUAUUACACUAAUACCCUUGGAAAUACGAUUUGGAUCUUUAAGAUACUAUAAGUCAAACCUUACAUUGCCUUUUAGAGGUGACAUUCACUGUAAUUUCUAAUUGUUUUUCUUCUUCUUUUUUGACAUUCCUGUGUGCUUAGAUAUACAAUGCACUUUGCAUAUCUUCUAUGCACAAAUAAGGAUACAUUCCCGUAAAUAAGGACACAUUCCUUCUUCCAGUUGAGUAUUUCAAGUGUUACUAAUUUUAUUCUGUUUUGUAGUGUUAUAUUGUCAUUAGAUUUAAAGAAAAGAUUGACCAUUGACUGAAUCAUUUGGGGAUUUUAAGAAAUGGUACAUUGUCUUAAAAGCGUGGUUUGCAAUCAUCCUAAAUGUGGCGCACAUUUCAGAUGGAAUAAAUCAGUACAUAAAACAUAAUAGCAAUGCAGUAUCAGCAAUAAUAGUAUAUACAAUAACAAGACAAAAUGUUUCAUGUUAAUAAUGACAUUUAAACGUUUUUACCGAAUAUCAACACAUCCUUCAUUAGGAUGUUUACAAUAUUUAGUGUACUACAGUAAUUACCAGCCUAAUCAAAUAUGAAACUAUAUUUUUGGGGACUGUUUUGACUCAACUCAUAAGCUAAUUUGUAGUCAAUAAGCUGAUCAAGUUUUGAGUGCAGUUUUUUGCACGCUCAAAGAAAUAGAUACCUCAGGGUUUAUAGAUGACAGUGGAUCACUCAUUUCAUUAAUGGUUAUGCAUGACAAAUGAAAGCUCAUUUGUAAAAGAGAGUUUAAUUAGGAUGAAUGUGGCUCUUCUAAAGCCAAUGUUUGACACGCUGUACCAUUAAAUGUGACUGCCAAUAAAAAAUAAAUUCAAUAAAAAACAUUUCCACACUCAUUGAC